Fusarium redolens is the source of this 1406-nucleotide messenger RNA. Its product is annotated as putative peptidase domain-containing protein. The record is from RefSeq and is a predicted model, not a curated record. NCBI's taxonomy places the organism in Eukaryota, Fungi, Ascomycota, Sordariomycetes, Hypocreales, Nectriaceae. Gene Ontology annotation, molecular function: zinc ion binding; metallopeptidase activity; integrin binding. The transcript has 2 exons. Bases 264 to 1133 code for a protein of 289 amino acids. Gene Ontology annotation, cellular component: extracellular region; fungal-type cell wall; cell surface.
UGCUAAUACAUCGACCGGUUGAACGGUCAAACCUUGUCAGAGCCCCCCACGAGAGAACCAAGGGUCUAAAAGGUUUUCAGCAGCAGGUGGCUGGCUAUUCCCAGAAUCUGGGAACCCGGAUGCUACCAUGGCCUGUAGGAGAGCUGUAUAAAUACCAUCCAGGACCUCCUGCAUGAACACUUGUUUCUUCAGCCUCUCAGCCUCAUCUUAACUGAACUGCCAAUCUCAAACAUCCAUCUUUCCAUCUACAAUCAACCGUCAAGAUGAUGUUCAAGUCCACCUUCGCAGCCAUUGUCCUCUUCGGAGCAGCAACAGCCACUCCCAUCUUCGGUCGCGAGGAGGCCAGCCAGACAAAGUCUGUCCCUCAGACUACCGCCACCAACAGCGUUUACGACUGGUCUGAGGGCUGGGCCAAGGACUAUCCUAUCCAUCAGUCUUGCAACGCGACGCUUCGUCGUCAGUUGGUUAAUGCUCUGGAUGAGACUGUUCAGCUUGCUCAGCACGCGAAGGACCAUCUCCUCCGAUGGGGAAAUGAGUCUGAGUUUAAGCAGAAGUAUUUCGGUAAUGGAUCUACUGCUACGCCUAUUGGUUGGUAUGAUCGUGUUAUCAACGCGAAUAAGGCGGGUAUGCUGUUCCGUUGCGAUGAUCCUGACAAGAACUGCGCUACUCAGGAUAAAUGGGCUGGCCACUGGCGAGGUGACAACGCCACCACUGAAACCGUCAUCUGCCCUCUCUCCUUCGAGAUCCGUCGCAACCUCGACUCCGUCUGCGGUCUCGGCUACACCGUCGCCCAAUCCAAGCUCAACACAUUCUGGGCCACCGAUCUCCUGCACCGCGUCCUCCACGUCCCUACCAUCAGCGAGGGCAUCGUCGACCACUUCGCCGAGGAUUACGCCGAAGCUCUCGAACUCGCCAAGACCGACCCUUCCAAGAGUGUUAUCGACAGCGACGCUCUUCAGUACUUCGCCAUUGACGUUUACGCUUACGACAUUGCUGCUCCUGGCGAGGGAUGCACUGGUGAGGCGGAGGAGAAGGAGACUCCUACCAAGGCGGAUUCGGCUAAGCCUAGUGCUACCAAGGAGGCUCCCAAGGAGUGUCACACUCAUAGUGAUGGUGUCGUUCACUGUUCUUAAGGAAGAGCGUGAGCUGGUUUUCGAUUCUAAUGAUCCUUUUUUGUUGUAUUGUCGAUUAAGCUGAGACCUUUACUGGUAUCUUCUUGACGGCAGGCGUCUAUUCUAUAGGAAUUAGAGCUUUUCUGUCUCGCGAUUAUGCGGACAUCGCUGGAAUAUUGGUUUCGAAUAAUUCACUUGAUGUUGGGGCAAUCAGAUACAGGCAGAUUAGAGCACUUCGCAUAGACGGCACAACGGCGAACAAUACAUAAUGAUAAUUACUACCAUCCAUCAAGG